Mesocestoides corti is the source of this 1899-nucleotide messenger RNA. The record is from the annotation of a GenBank genome assembly. NCBI's taxonomy places the organism in Eukaryota, Metazoa, Platyhelminthes, Cestoda, Cyclophyllidea, Mesocestoididae.
AUGUCUUCCGGAAAACAAGAAUCUAACAUUUCUUCUAUGUCAAAAUUUUUUGAAAGUGAUACCUCAGAAAAAGAAAAUGUAACACGUAAUGAUAGACUGUUGAAUGCGACCGGAAGGUCCUCUGUGCAGUGUAAGACCAUCGUGAACGUCGGAUUUUGCAAAAUACCGAAAGAAGUGUACAGGAAAACAAUCCACAGAGGAUUUGCAUUUAAUAUAAUGUUGGUUGGUGUUACGGGCCUUGGAAAAUCUACACUUUUAAACACACUCUUCAUGACAAACGUAUACAGUGAAGAAAAUCCAGGGCCUUCUGUGCGUUACUACAAGGAUGGCAACAACCAAUCAGUGUCCUCGACUACCUUUACGGUGAGCGAGCAGAACGUCAACCUGACAGUGACGGUAGUCGACACGCCAGGAUUUGGCGAGGCGCUGGACAACUCCUGCUGCUGGCGUCUGCUAGUGGACGAGAUCAAUCGCCGCAACGCCGCCUUCAUGGAGGCCGAGUCUCGCGUAAACAGGCAAACUGUGGGCUCAGGUGGCCGAGCCGGGCGUCUUGGCGUCUACCCGGAGCCUCUCAUCCACGCCUGCCUCUACUUCAUUCCACCCACGGGGCAUGGGCUGCGUCUGAUGGAUCUAGAGGCUAUGCGUGCCCUCCACGACAAGGUUUUCGCAUCGUCAAGUGUGAAACCAGGGUGUGCCGUAGUGGCACUCCACAAACUGCCUUCUGGUGAAUUUUAUUCCAAAGUGGAUGCCUUCUGCCCCGUGCAGGUCAACCUCAUUCCCAUCAUCGCGAAAGCCGACACAAUGACCGUGGAGGAGUGCAAGGCCUUCAAGCUGGCCGUGCAGAGUCAGCUGCUGCGCGAGGGCAUUCGCACCUACGACUUUCCACUCUCCGCCAUGCCUGAAGUGACUUCCUGCGCUGCCACCUCGACGACGUCCAACGACGUCCGCGUGGCAGAGGUCAAGCGACUGCGCCUGCGGCAGCCCUUCGCCGUGUGCACAAGUUCAACUGUCAUUACCAAAGAAGACGGCACCAAGGCACGUGUGAGGUGUCGUGUCUAUCCCUGGGGUACAGUGGAGACGGAUAGUUUGGAGCACAACGAUUUUCAGGCGCUUAAAACUCUCCUAAUGCGCUACUUUAUGCAGGAUCUGAUUGACGUAACAUACACCACUCAUCACGCCAACUACCGGACAAACCAUCUGCUGAACAUCAUGCAAGCAGCCAACUUCAGUCUGCAAGACGGGCGCGAACCGCUGAGCCAAUUGGACGCAGAACGACACGCGCACCAGCUUAAAUUGGACAGGCUUGUGGAGGAGAUGAACGAGGUGUACGUUGAGAAGGUACGAGAGCGCGAAAAACGUUUAAAGGAUACUGAACGCGAAAUGGCAGAGAAGAUAAGGCAGAUGCAGCAGCAGCUGGAAGUGGACACGGAGAACCUUGCUGCGGCACGUCAAGCCUUCAACGAUGAGCGCCUCUCCUGGGAAAUUGAAAACCGCGACUACGCUGACCAGGAGAACGUGAUUCCAAAGCCAACACCCAGGCCCUCGUCGCCUGGUUUUCUGUCUAACAAAUGGCGGAAAUUUCGGUCUCGUUCGCGAGCACGCAACCAUCGCAAGAAAACGUCGCCUCAAGCUGGCCGCAGUUGGAGCUGUCAUUCAGUGCCGGAACACGCUGGUGGUUGUUCCACACGACGUCAGCCUGUUGCCAGUGGUGCGUGGCGUUGUAGUCGACGUCCACUGCACGUUCCACGUACAUGUGCCGUCAACGUGGCUGCCGAACGCAAGACCACCACGUAUCCACGGUCGAUUCUGAGGGAGAACAACAAUAACAACCACGGCUGGCGCGCCACCAUCUACUGGGACGCUGUGGGUGCACCUCUGGCCAGAAUGGAAGGACAGUAG